Messenger RNA from Galdieria sulphuraria, 1138 nucleotides. Its product is annotated as non-homologous end-joining factor 1. NCBI's taxonomy places the organism in Eukaryota, Rhodophyta, Bangiophyceae, Galdieriales, Galdieriaceae. Gene Ontology annotation, biological process: double-strand break repair via nonhomologous end joining. Gene Ontology annotation, cellular component: DNA ligase IV complex; nucleus. The record is from RefSeq and is a predicted model, not a curated record. The transcript is spliced from 2 exons. Bases 3 to 977 code for a protein of 324 amino acids. Gene Ontology annotation, molecular function: DNA end binding.
AUAUGAUUAGAGCAGUUGACACCAAAAAUAGUAGAGUGUCAUACAAUUUUCUUUUGAAAGAGUCUUUAGAACAAUUUCCUUUCGCUUUGCUGGUAACAGAUUGUCACGACGUGUGGUCGCAAGUUUCUUCAACUGAAGUAUUUCGAAAACAAGUUCAGGAGUUUCUUCCAGGGUUUCUUGGUCCAAGUCAACCUGAACAGCCAUUGCUUGACUUGAUUAGGGAGAAGCUUUUGGCAGCACAAAUAAGAACAAGUGAUCAAGAGAACAGACUCCAGUUCUUGGCAGAUAUAAACGAUGAUAUUUUGCUUCUGUCUUUGGAUAUCGUACUUUCGGAAGUAUCCUUUACUUGGACCUUUCGUUGUACGCAUCACAAACAAGAUUGUCAGUUAUUCUUGUCUGAGCUUCUUGUUUAUCCGUUGUUGAACACUUUAAAAAUACUGAACGAAGAGAAGUAUGCUCUAGUAGAUAUCAUUGCUAGAAAAGACAAAGAAAUUUCCGAAUACAAAAGUUUUUUUGGUACUAUUCCCAAAGUAUCCGUAUCUACGCAACCAUUUUCUUUGGAGAAUUUUGAUCAUCAUUAUACAGUGGAAUCGUAUAUAACUAACUAUAUAGCGACAUCAAACACAAAUGAUGUUUGGACUUUGCAUACAUCCCAGUUGUUUGCUUCUGUAAUUGCUUUGGAUGAAAAUCAGAAGCAGAAACUGUCUAAACUGUUGGGUCAAAAUGUUGGUGAAACUGUUGACUCUACGGAUUCCACUGUGCAAAGCGAACUGAAAAUGGAAACCCAUAAAGAGCUCAAGGUCUCAAGGGAAAACCUCGAAUGCGAAGACAGUCUUAUUGAUCAAAGCUUUGCUGGUCGUACAUCUGAUGAGCAGAAGCAACCGACAGAACUACGCACUCGAAGUAAAUUGUUGAAAACAAUGUCUUCUGAAGAGAGAGUUGGAGAAAAUGUGAAGAAAAAGAAGCGCCUUUUCUGAAGCUUUUUUUGAUCCAGUAGAAUUGGUAAGAUUGAAUGAAAUAGGCUUGUCUUCGUUUGUUGCGCCACUAGUUGACUUUGGUUCCUAUGUUAUUUUUGCUGUAGCUACCUGAGAGAAAGACAUAUUUGCUUUUAAAGUUUUUUACUGUUUAUUUAUUUUGU